Messenger RNA from Clupea harengus (Atlantic herring), 3204 nucleotides. RefSeq names its product cyclic nucleotide-gated potassium channel (gene cngk). The record is from RefSeq and is a predicted model, not a curated record. Lineage: Eukaryota; Metazoa; Chordata; Actinopteri; Clupeiformes; Clupeidae. Gene Ontology annotation, cellular component: membrane. Gene Ontology annotation, molecular function: intracellularly cyclic nucleotide-activated monoatomic cation channel activity; protein-containing complex binding; voltage-gated potassium channel activity. Gene Ontology annotation, biological process: transmembrane transport; monoatomic ion transport.
CAGUUGCUAAGGUAGGAUUGGACGAGGGCCGUUCUAGGGAGGAGUUUCGCGAAUUGGAAAAACUGGAAGAACUGCAAAUUACGUCGAAUGUGUUUCUGUAAAGUUAUGCUACAUCGCGUGCACUCAGAGGCAGUGCCUUGUUCAUAUUAGCAACGGUUUUUUUUAAACCGUUGGAAAGACGGUUGAUUGCGUUUAAUUAUUUUUUCGAGCACAUCCAUCGAGCUACUCCAUCUACACUUUAAACCGUCAUUAUUUACCAACUGUGUGGUAAUGUCCUAAUGUAACGACAGAUUUGUGGAGUUUUUUCCAGACUCUUUGAAAGAUGGGUUUUGAGCAAAGGUAUAACAUAAAGGAGGGUGAUUGGAAUGAGGACAGUUCAAAGACUAUUGGUGUGUUUAUACUUUCCCCAAAACAUCGAACAGCGAGACUAUGGAAUUUGUUCAUUGCUCUAACAUCAUUAUUGGCUUUUUCAGUCUCAAUGUUUCGGGUAUUUUUCACUGAGGAUUUGGAAUUAAUCAGUACGAUAUAUUACUGCCUUGACUUUAUUUUUCUUUUAAACAUCAUCUCAUGCUUCUUCGUCGGAUAUGAAAAAGAUGGUGUAGUAAUCACCGAUGCAUCUAAUGUUCGGAGAAGGUAUUUGCACACUUGGUUCAUUGUGGAUGUGUGCUCUUUGAUUCCUCUGGAAAUGUUCUCACAUUUUUGGAGUUUAAAUCGCUGUCUGCGGGUGUUAAGAUUGUUCAGUAUAAUAAACUCAUUUGGAAAGGAACCAGACACCAACAAAAUACAUGUGGCAGCUCUCAAAUCUUUUUGUAUAAUGACUAUUUGCAUUCAGUUGUCUGCAUGCCUUUGGCACUAUAAUGUGUGCGAAAGUUCUCAUUCUAAACUGGGAAGAAUCUGUCAACAGGAUUUCAACUGGCUGCAGUUAAUACCAGAGAUUUCAACCAAUUUGGAUGGAAUCUCAGAUAUGACCUUUUUUGGCAAUGCGAUAUACUGGUCUGUGAUCACACUAAGUAAUGUUGGGUAUGGAGACAUUUAUGGCACUAAUACGACAGAAGUAAAAUUGGCAGCUUUAGUGAUGGUUAUUGGGUUUCUUGCCAUUGCUGGAGUCAUCAUGACAGGAAUGAGCUCCAUUAUAGGCAACUUGGAUGCCCAACGAGGAAGAUUCUACAGUCGAAUUGACGCUAUUCGUAUCCACAUGAGAUAUAUGGAAUUGCCUCAGGAGAUUCAAACAUGGGUAUACAGAUACUACUAUUAUUUGUGGAUACACCACAAGGGCAAUGCCUUUGAUGAUCUUUUUGAUGACUUACCAUAUGCUUUGCAUUCAGAGAUUUCAACUGCACGCUACAAACCCCUGUUGAAAAAGACUUCCAUAUUUGAAGACACUGGUGAUGGCUUCAUAAGAGCUUUGAAUGUUAAAUUGAGCACUUCCACAUACAGCCAAGGACAAAUCUUGGCAAAACCAGGAGAAAUGAAUCGGAAUGCAUUCUACAUUGAAAAUGGGCUGGUGCAGGUAUAUGGAGAUAAUGAUGAGAAGAUUGCUACAUUGUUACCAGGAACCUUAAUUGGAGAAGUAUAUUUGGUAUACAAGAUACCAAGAAAUGCCACAAUUUCAGCUUCAACCUUGUGUGAAAUUUGUGUUUUGGAACAUAAAGACCUUAUCUCACUACUGGCUGAUUAUCCAGAAGCGGGUCUAAAGAUUGCCAGAGCAGCCAGGACAAGGCUACACAAUGUUAAAUAUCCUCUUUCAGAAGCUUUUGCUUUAGGGCUAGCUUCAAAUCCACAGAGUGUUGUUUUUCAUCAGAAUUGUCAUGCAGAUGGAAAGCCAAAGGACCAGAAGAUAUCAAAUGUAUUGAAUGAGUUCAUAUCUCAUCAGUUGAAGGAUCCCUCUUCAUCAUCUACAGAUAAUCAAAAGAUUCAUUGGAUACCAACCUUCCGUCCAGAUGACAGAUUUGCCAAAAGUUGGAAUAUCAUAAUACUUUGGUGUGUCAUUGUUUCGAUAUUCACUGAAAGUUGGGUGCUUUUCUUCGCAAAUAACUUGGAAACAGGUGGAUUUUAUUACAAGCACAUGGGACUGAUGUAUCUUCUUCUCAGCGUAUUGAUUGAUUGUGUUGCAUUGAUUGACAUAUUCAUCAAUCUUCGCAUAGAAGUUAUGACAAAAGAUGGUUAUUCAACAGAUUUCAUAUCUAUAUUCAAUAACUAUCGGAAAUCUUGGAAUUUGUAUUUUGAUGUCCUGGCUAUUUUCCCAUUUGACUUUUUCUCGUUUGUGUACACUGGUGAACUUCAUUGGAGAAAUUUAACCUACUUCAGAUUAAAUCGGCUUCUGUGGAUUCGUAAGGUUUAUUGUCAUUUCAAGAAAAGUGAGAAGGAUCUGGACAAUGACUUGUUUGUGCAAAGAUCUGCGAAGUGUAUUUUUCUCUUGAUUUUUAUUCUACAUGUUUGCUCCGGGUGUUUGUAUCUCGCAGGAUGCUCAAACUAUCGAUGUGACGAGGAUUCAUGGGCAUGGAAUACUGGUCUGAAAGAAACUCAGUCAAAUUUUUAUCAUUACAUGGUUGCUGUAUAUUGGGCGACUACAACAAUGACAAAUAUUGGAUACGGUGAUAUUCUGCCCAGCAGUAUGACUGAGAAGUUAGUGGCAGGAAUGGUUGGCUUAGUUGGACUGUUUAUGUUUAACUACAUUGUCAGUCAGAUUUAUGCCACAUUAUCCGCCAAAAAUGCAUCUAGGUAAGUAAUGGGACAGUUUAUUACUAAGAAUUUGUGAUGAUUAACAGUAGAAUGGCCAGGCAAUUUAUAAUCGUCUUUACACCAAAAGUACAUGUCUGAACCUAGUGAAAAAUUAACGUAAACAUGACUAUACUCUCUGUUGACUAUUCAUUGUAGACAGACAAUGGUCAAAUAAGUAAAAAAGGUGAAAGCAAUGAGACAAAGCAGCAGAAGUUGAAAGCAGUGGACAGCAGUGAAUUUGAGGCAAAAGCAUUACAUUUAAUGGAAUGAAUAUUACAUUUACAGAAAAAAUUAUGUGGAUGAAUCAGUCAGUAGUGUCAGCAAAUCCUUGUAUGUAAUGUCCAGUGUGGUGUAAUGUGUUGUGCAUAAACAAAAGUUAAAAUCUCAACUAAAUCAUAACCUCAAACUAGUGCUGUCAGUUUAACGCGCUAUUAACGGCGUUAACGCAAACCCAUUUUAACGCCGUACAUUUUUUUAUCGCGC